Molecule: messenger RNA, 1566 nt
Organism: Arctia plantaginis
Lineage: Eukaryota; Metazoa; Arthropoda; Insecta; Lepidoptera; Erebidae
Source: the annotation of a GenBank genome assembly
AUGGUAAAACAAAUUAGGAAGAAGAAUUUGAGUUUUUUUCUUAUCAACUUUAUUAGUCUCACGUGCAAAAGCGUAUUUUCGCGUCAAUGGAAGCCCUUUGAAUUAACAGUGUGCUAUGGUAAAUCUUCAAAAUCCGCUAAUAGUACUAACGAUACAAAUGUGAUUGACGUUAUUGAAGGGUCGAGUGUACAGUUAUGGUGUCACUAUUGCAAUACAAAAGAAGACUAUAAUCCAAAAUUGUGGUUUUAUAGGCCAAGAGGAAUGAUGAAACAAACAAUGCAAGAAAUUGAAACUCGUGAUGAUGUUGUAGAUAAAAAUAUGUCCAUCACAUUAUCCCAUAUAUUGAGUUUAAAUUAUUUUAGGCCCAAUUACUCGGGCGUUUAUACAUGCAAAAGAUAUGACAAUGGUCAUAAAAGUAAAUUUACCUAUGUACUUGAAGGCGUUUUAUAUGUCGAAGUGAGCCCAAAAGUUGGAACAUAUACUCAAUGGCAAGAAUACAAGCGUAUGUAUAUAGAUCCCGUAAACAAGAAAUUUAAAGUAUCUCAAGAGGAACCGUUUAAGUCAUUUAGAAAACAAUAUAACACCAUUGUAAAAGUAUAUACAGUUUGGGAUAAUUGGAGUGAAUGUCAAGCUAUCGAUGUCCAUCUAAAGGGUAAACGCAAAAGACUUGGAAAAUGUCGUAUAUGUCCUGUAAAUAAUACCAUAAAGAGUACACAUAAAGCUAUUCCUAACAACAUUGUUAAUUCGUAUUUAGCCGAUGCAUAUGAUGUCCCCUGUCGUUCCAUAAAGCUUAAUGAAGCACUACCUGAAAUAAGCAGAAUUGUUAGAAACAUACCGGAAUUUGAAGCUGAGGAAAUAUGUUCCAUGCCAAGAAAAACAGAGAACAAGACGGGUAAUGGUAACAGUAAGCACAAAACAACACAGCAAGUUAUGGAAGAUAGCCAUGUAACACUUAUGUGCAAUGAAGUUAACCCUAAUUCCGACUUAAAAUGGUUCAAGGAUAAAAAAAUGUUGAAAUCCUUAUAUGGAAAUAUUUUUAAUAGGAGAGAGGACGAACCUCACAUAUCAAUUGAUGCCUCUAACUCCUUACAUAUUUUGCACAUUAGUAAAAAUGAAGAAGGCAAUUAUACAUGUUCGAUAAAUGGAAAAAAAGUAAAACAAUUUGAAGUAAAGGAAGUACAAAGUUUAAAUAAACGCUGCAAUAGGUGUCGAUCCCGGGGAGAUAAUGGUACAUGUAAAGAUCCCUUUCCAUUAAAUGUUACUGAAGCAGAUGCGGAGGUAGGUCUUCAUAUUGUGGCAUGUCCAUCUGGUUGGUGUGGUAAACUGAUUGAAGGCACGAUAGGGGCAUUCCGACAGGACGAUUAUGGCACUGCUACUGAAAGGAUGUGUUUACAAAGACCGCCAAGUGAUUAUGAAGAAAGAUGUGCAUAUACUAUGUGGAAUCGAAAGAAGGUUUAUAUGUGUUUCUGUAAUGGAGACCUUUGCAAUGCAGCUGGUGGAGUCUCAUCAUACCCUCUCCUACUAACCUUGGCGGUCCUUUGUCCUGUCUACAAUUAUUUGAUUUAA